GGGCUCUCACAGAGAUGCUGUUUUCAGGGAGGAGGACGUUUCCUCUCUUCAUCAGCUCGUCGGUGAGAAGAUGGCUGUGUAGCAGACCAUACGUUCUGUGGAUCCUCAUCUUGCUGCUCAUUGUCAGUGUUGCUCUGCAGAGCUUCGCCGCCCAGCUGGCCAGCCCACCCAUGCUGAUAGGUCUCCUGCCUCUGAGGUUGCCCCCUCUGAAAAACACCCCAACAGACCUUCACCUACGCUCCAGCUUGGCAGAGAAGCAUCUUCAAAAUGGUAACCCCGACUUUUCCAAUGAAGGUUCCUUCAAAAACAUCAGUGACAACACGCUCCGCACGAAGCGUGUUUUCACCAGAGAAACCUGCCAUCCAAAGAUCCACAUCGUUUUCCUCAAGACACACAAAACGGGGAGCAGCAGCGUCUUAAACAUCCUAUACCGCUUUGGAGAGAGCAGGAACCUGACCUUCGCCUUACCCGUGAACAAACAGGUCCAGCUAUUUUACCCCCAUUUCUUCUCAGCCCACUUUGUUGAGGGCUUCAGCAGCACGCGUGUGAAGGACUUCCACAUCAUGUGCAACCACAUGAGAUUCAGGAAACCUGAGGUGGCAAAGGUGAUGCCCAAGGACACGUUUUACUUUUCCAUACUGAGACAUCCUGUCUCCAUGAUGGAGUCCAUCUUCGUUUACUACAAAAGCAUUCCAGCUUUCAGAAAAGCGCACAGCCUGGAAAACUUUCUGAAUACCUGCUGGAAGACCUACAGCUCUUCAGAGACCAGCAACCAGUACGCACACAAUGUCCUGGCCUUUGACUUUGGCCUUCCAAACAACGUAGAUCCAAAAGACCUGGACCAGAAGGCUGGUCAGGCCAUUGCAGCCAUAGAGCAGGACUUCCAGCUGGUUCUGAUUUCGGAUUACUUCGAGGAGUCCAUGGUGCUGCUCAAGCACUCCCUCUGCUGGUCACUGGAGGACGUGGUGUCGUUCAGGCUGAACAGUCGUAGCGUGCGGACUCGCCACAAAGUUUCACCCGAAACUGAAGAGCAGAUCAAGAGAUGGAACGCCUUAGACUGGAGGAUUUAUCUGCACUUCAACUCCACCUUCUGGACCAAAGUGGACCGCCUCAUCGGGAGGCAGAAGAUGAAGGCAGAAGUGUCCCAGCUGAAGUCGCUGCAGGCCGAGUUAGCAAGCACCUGCCUCAAAGGCGGCGGAGCUGUUGACCCGUCAAAGAUAGAGGACUCUGACCUGAAGCCGUUUCAGUACGGAGCAGCUGUAAUCCAAGGAUACAACUUAAACCCCCACCUCGAUGCACAAACCAAGAGGAAAUGUCAGAGACUGGUCACUCCAGAGCUGCAGUACACACAUCAGCUGUAUGCACGCCAGUUUCCUCAAGCUUCUGCUCACCUCAGACUUCCCACGAAAACCGGCUCUUUAUGACGGUGAAGAGAAAGAAGCAGAGUCGGAAACUAAUAUCCAGAGAAUAACAAACUAAACAGUUCUAUGAAGAGUCUAGUUUAAUCUUAUUCUUAUUUAUUUAUUUUGGGGGGGGUUUAAUAUGGGGAGAGGGGCUGAUGAUUGGGACCAUUGACUGCAUAUGAGAACUGGACUGAGUGACCCCUCUCCCUUCAUGGUCUAAACAGGUAGUACCUGCUGGACUUCUACAGAGACAUAAACAGUUAUUGCUCAGUUAUUGUAUUUGUCAGAAUAACCAUUCCUGCUCUGAUAGCGUUUUUUGAACAUGUUCUUGAUAAUCCUUAUUUAUUUCAUAUUGUAUCUCUAGUGUAAGUUAAGUUACAGCGGGGCAAAAAGGUAUUCAAUCAGCCACCGAUUGUGCAAGUUCUCCCUCUUUAAUUUCCAUCAUAGCUCUACCAAAACUAUCAGAGACAAAAUGAGGAAAAGAAUCCGG
Oryzias melastigma (Indian medaka) is the source of this 1893-nucleotide messenger RNA. It is a transcript of the gene gal3st2, whose product is annotated as galactose-3-O-sulfotransferase 2. Gene Ontology annotation, molecular function: galactosylceramide sulfotransferase activity. The transcript is spliced from 4 exons. Gene Ontology annotation, biological process: glycolipid biosynthetic process. Gene Ontology annotation, cellular component: membrane. Bases 15 to 1424 code for a protein of 469 amino acids. The record is from RefSeq and is a predicted model, not a curated record. Lineage: Eukaryota; Metazoa; Chordata; Actinopteri; Beloniformes; Adrianichthyidae.